AUGCAAACCCUUCUCUCUCUCCGGCCGCCCAGACGGCAUCCGUUCGUUUUUGCGGGGCGCGAAAGAAGAAUUACAGGAGCACGGGAGAGAGUGGCGGCUCUCGCUCCGCCCUCGUCGGAUCACCGUGACUCUGCGGUGUACGUACACGGGACACGAAGCGCGAGGUCAGGGGCGGAGUCGGCGAAGAGGCAGAGAGCGCAAAGCAUCUGUGUCUUGAAGAAGAGAGAGAGAAAUGGAGCAUCUUCGCCUGCUUCAGCAGGGACCAGAACGCGUCGGGGAGGGAACAACGAGGCGUCGAUCCGGCAGAGAGGACGAGUCGAGCAAGACGAGGGGUGGAGGAAACAAGAGACGGAUUGCUUCUCGAGUCGCAGGAGACGAGGAGGCAUAGUUAGAGAAACACGCGAAAAAGGGAAAGGGAGCGAGACUUCGUCGAGAGCGGAAAGAACUUUGAAAGAAAUAUGUAGCGCGGCCGCCAAUCUCAAGUGUACGUACACCCGUAGCGGAGGACCGGGUGCACCUUCAUUCCCUUCGUUUCUUCAAUUCUCUGCCCGAUGUGUCUCCCGCCUCUCUAUCCCCCAACCGUCUCUUCCAUGCAUCUCUCGGCAGCUCCCUUCAGGGGUGCUUCCUCCAGCUUCUCUGUCGUCGUUGUUUUCUCCCUCCUUGUCUUCCUCGCGCUUCCUUUCCCCGUGUUCUCCCUCGGUCUCCUCUUUCUCUCCAUCUUUUCCACUUCCCCGUCGCUCGCCAACGUCGCUCGUUUCCUCCGGCUGCGGAUCUCCACGGGGCUCUGCGCCGCGAAGCGCGGAUUUUCGUGCAGCACACUUUUUACGAGAGCGCUCAAGGUCUUUCUCAUCCUCCUCUGCCAGGGCAGCAUCCGAACACUCUCGUCUCCUCUCUGAUGUAUCCUGUUCUUUCUUCUCUCGUGACUCCGGCGUUUGCCUAAGUUCUUCCGCUGCAUCUGCAUCUUUGGCGAGUCCUCCUCCGUCCCCCUCGUCCUUUCCUUCAUGUCCUCCGUAUCCUCCUGAUUCCGCUUCGUCUCGUUCCUCCACCUCGGAGGCUCCCUUUGAUCCCCAACAUGAAUCGUUGCUGUCGCCCCGCUCGCCUUCCUACUGGCCCUUCGAGGAAGCCCUCGAGGCCCUCGCGGCCCAAGGUGUACAUACACCUGACGAACAGGCUCAAGCCCUGGGCUUUGCGUCGGCGCCCCACUUGGGUCUCGAGACGCUUCGUCGUCUGUCUCCGCAUCAGGAGAAACUUGUUUUCCACUGGCUUCUCACAGGCGACCCUAGUCCUCCUGCAGAUGGGAAAUUAAAUCCGCCAUCCUCCACUUCCCUCUCUCCUCUCGAGUCUGCUUCUUCGCUUUCACUGUCUCCUUCGUCUCCUCCCGCGACAGUUUCGUCCUGCUCGUCUUCCCCGCCUCCCUCCGCGGGAGUGUCUCCUCCUUCUCUCCCUGCGUGCGUGUUGAGCUGUCUGCACAUCCUCGAGGAAGAGAUGCUUCUCAAGGGUCUGGUCAUUUCCGAUUUGCCCCGGGACGUCUUCUUCUCGCAUCUGCGCGAGGCCGCCUUGCCGCAAGAAAUCGCCGCCGAAGAAGCCGACAGACAGAAGAGAGAGGCCAAGGAAAGCCGACGCGAGAAGGCAGGAAGCGAGUGGAGAGAUCCCGGAAAUUUCGGUGGGCGCUUUGCUCAGGCGCGGAACCCAAGAACGCAAAGCCCGGGUGUACGUACACCGCAGGCGCAGCUUCGAGACGGGGUCGGCAAGCAAACAGACUUCGGGAAGCCUCAUUCUGAACCAGCGGCAGACUCGACGCGAAGACAAGAGCUCCUCAACGCAGACUGGAUUUCUGCAAGAAAAAAAGAAAUAUACGGGGACAAUCCUUAUCCUUUCCCACUUCGGUGGAAAAACGCUUUUCCGCGCCGUCCGUCGUCUCUCUCCUCUUCUUCCUCUUCUGCUCCCACCUCUUCUGCCGGUGCGUCAGGCGCCUCGUUUUCGUCUUCUGUUCUCCUGCAAGAGCGCCCUUCGUCCUGUUCUUCUGAGGAGCCGCUUUGCAUUUUGGAGAAGCGGCAGAUCAUCGUGGAGCGCUGUGUGUGGGCGCGGAUGCUGGAGGAAAUGGAGGAGCAGAAAGCGUUUCUCGCGGGGUCUCUCGGCUCGUCCGACGGCGCCUCGGAGGCUCUCUCAGUCGAUCGCGGCGUGGCGAAGCGAGUCUGGUAUUUCUGGGUCGGUGAGAUGCGCACGCGAAUCGCAGCACUUCAAGAGGAGCAGCGGGCCCUACUGACUCGUUUCUCUCGCAAGCUGGCAGCUGACGAGGAGGCCGAGCCUUCCUCCGCGCCCGGCCACGACCGCGACAGCACCGCCCUCGAGACCAACGGCGCUGGCGAGGGCCGAAGCGGCGACGGUGUGGCGAAGAGGCAAAAGAAACGGAAAUCUGAGGAGCGAAAUGGUGGUGAGUCUUGUUCUUCUUGGUCGUCGCUCGCGAAUGACGGCGACGGCUUGAAGAAGGAGAUUGAAGCCGAGAAGACGCUGUUGCCUCUGGACAUUGAUCCCACCGUCCUCGCUCUCAUCACUGCGCGAACAGCCGUUCAGCUCAUACUCGUUCCGACUGCGUCGUCCUCGGUGCUGCCAGGGAAGAAGGGACGUGGCCUGGGUGGGGACUUCGCGGGCUCUCUCGAGGACGAGGAAGUCGCGCGGCACGUGGAAAGCGAAGAAGGAUCGCCACUCGAAACACCCUCGACGGCUGGCCAAGCGCCGACCCGCCUUUUCCCCAGAGAGCGAGAAGAUGUGCAAAUGCGCGCCGAGCCGGCGUGGACCGUGGCGGCGCAGCGCCUCGCGGCGAGUCGCGCGGAUUCGCCCGACGGCCCGCCCGCAGAGACAGAGCGCGUCCCGUCGAGCGGUGAGAAAGGGACAGCAGAGAGCGACCCUGGGAGCGAGGAAACGCCACAGAAAGCUGAAGAGGUGGAGGCAACGGCUGCCGCACUCAUUCAGAACAAGACGCAGCGGCAAGUGCCGGUGACGCAAAUGGCCAUGGCGAUUGGAAACGCAGUCAACCUGGAAGUCAACGCUCUUCGGUCUGAGAGCUUCUUCCGGGGGGCGUCUGGCGCGUCUCUCUCGCCCUCGUUCUCUUCCUCGUCGCGUCUCGUCUUGCCGCAGCCAAGGCUCUUCCGCGAGCACGAACUGCUGCGGAAGCGCGCAGAGGGAAAGACGCUCGAUCCGCGCGAGUCUCGAGAGUUGCAGCGCCUCCUCGCGACUCCAAACAGCCACCACGAGAUCUGGGAUCUCAAGAAGAAGCUGCAAGUGGGCGGGCUUCUUCUCGGCGUCCUCCUCAGACACGCUUUCGUCGAGGCCGACUUCGCCGCCGCGAAGCGUGAACUCGCGGAGGAGCUGCAGCAGAAAGAGCGCGAGAAGGAGUUGAUCCGACGAGCCCAGGAUAAAAAGCAACAGCUGGAGGUAGCGCGCGACAAACGAGCGGGGAACAACGCCACAGACUGUACAGACACCGGGGACUCGGUGCCUAAACACACGGCGGACGCGUUCGCGCACGGGGACCCGCAGGCGACGGGCGGCUGUGAAAAGAGCGAAAAGGCCAAGCGGAAACGCGGACGACCGAAGCCUCUCUUCGGGACAGCUUUUGACUCCGAAGAUUUCGCACAUCUCACCGUAUAUCGGUCGCGGCGAUCUUUCACAAAGGUCGAGGUCCCGGCCUUCUUUCACCGAGUCAUCUACAAUUCCAAAACGCAAAGGUUUCUCGGCGUCAUUCAGAUGCGUCGCGUGUGCUUCUCGCAGCUCGUCUCGGGACAAAACUACACGUCCUUCUUUGCUCCUGGAAAGCUCGCUCCACCAGCCCGCGGGAGCUCCGCUUCGCCUCCUGCGUCUUCUCUCCCCUCCUCUUCUCUGACUUCUCAUUCCCCUUCUGCAAGUUCCUCGGGCGGCGCGCCGGCACCGAGCGCAUCGAGCAGCUUUCGCACGUUGCCUGCGCCGCCGCCUCAGGCAGCGUCUCCUUCCUUCUGGCUCUUCCUCAAGUACUUGCCAAUGGUGCUUCCUCCCCUGCCUUGGCAGGACUACUCGCGGGGGGCGUACCUGAUGCUGCGGAAUUCCUUCAUCCGCGCGGUCUCCUACGGCGAAGUCAAGUCUGCCGGGCGGACCUCGAGGAAGAAGGACGAGGAAUCUGACGAAGACGAGGAAGACGAGGACUCGUCUCUCGCGUCCACCGAGGCGAGGGCCACUCCCGCCGAAACGAGCCCGAAGAAGGGGGAGAAGCGCGCGAAGGGCGGCGGCAAGCGGGAGAAGAUCGCUUUUCUCGGAGGCGCCGGCAGAGUGAAGAUGGCGAGAGACUUCCACGCGUACAACACAGCUUUGCCCCGCGCCGUCGUGUCGGCGCUCGGCGCUCAGGCCUGGCGAAUCAACAAGGACGUCUUGAGUGUGAUGGAGGCGGCAUGGCAGCGUGGGCUCGAGAUCGGCCGGUUGCCGCCACGAGACAGCGCAGCGCUCGACGAAGAGAUUCUUCAGUUGCGGAAGGUUGCGACUGAUCCGGGUGCGGGCGCAGCGUCUGGGGCGUCAUCGGCUGCGAGCAUCCGACUGCGUCAUCUCCUGCAACAGGCUGGCAAGCUUCAGUCGGAGCGACCGUCCUUCCUCCUGAAGCUCCAGGUGGCGAGUUGCUUCCAGAACCUCGACGCGGUCUACUUCCCCCACAAUAUCGACUUCCGAGGCAGGUGCUAUCCGCUGCCGCCGCACCUGAACCACAUGGGCGACGACAUUUGCCGCUCACUCCUCGUCUUCGCGGAGCCGAAGCCGUUGGGUCCGAACGGUCUCGGCUGGUUGAAGGUCCACAUCGCGAACUUGUUCGGAGUCAACAAGGUGAGCUUCGCCGAUCGCCAAGCCUGGGUGGACGCGCGCCUCGACCAGCUCCUCCAAGUCGCAGACGAUCCACUGAAUCCGCGGAGUCUCCACUUGCUGGACCAGGAAGCAGACGAUCCGUGGCAGGCGCUGAGCGCGCUCCUGGAGCUGAAGAAAGUUCUUGCACACGGCGCCGAAAACAGCGCGCAGUUCCUCUCUCGCUUGCCAAUCCACCAAGACGGGAGUUGCAACGGCCUCCAGCACUACGCGGCUCUCGGCCGGGACAGGCGCGGCGGGGAAGCCGUGAACUUGGUUGGCGGCGAGAAGCCCAGAGACGUCUACUCGUUUGUCCUGGAAGUCGUGAAGCAGCGCGUGCACGCGGACGCUGCGCGGGGGCCGGGGCCCGAGGGCCUCGCGCCCCCGGAGAAACGGCUCGCAGGCCUGCUGAUGCACCACAACCUCUUGCAGAGAAAAGUGGUGAAGCAGACGGUGAUGACGAUCUGCUACGGCGUGACAGCGAUCGGCGCGCGAGACCAAGUCACCCGCCAGCUGGAAGACUUGAUUGGCGAGACAGUCGACGAGGCCACGCUGAAGAGUCUAGGUGGCUACUUGUCCCGCGUCGUCCUCUCGUCGAUCGGCGAGGUCUUCCAGAGCGCGAUGCGCCUGAAGAAGUGGUUGGACGAAGUCUCCAAGAUGCUCAACCGGCUCGGCCUGCCGGUCGCCUGGAUGCUUCCGCUGGUCCAGUUUGGCGCCGAACAACCGUAUCGGUCGGGAAAGGCCUUGGAGGUCCGAACCGUGCUUCAGACGCACAUUGUGAGAGUCGCGGGCGAAGACACUCCGACCAGUGCGUCCAAACAACGCCUGGGCUUCCCACCGAACUUCAUUCACUCCCUCGAUGCCACGCACAUGAUGCUUACGGCCCGCCGGUGUCUCCUGCGCCGCCCGCCUCCCCUCGUGCCGCCCUCGUUUUCGGGAGCGGCUGGGGCGGGGCCAGGCGCCUGGACCGCGUGCGCGGAGGCCGAGAAUGAGAGUGACUGGCGACCCAUGGCUUUCGCAGCGGUCCACGACUCUUACUGGACGCAUGCCGGAGAUGUAGACAGAAUGCGGACGGUUCUGCGCCAAGAAUUCGUGCGCCUGUACUCCCAGCCGAUCCUCGAAGAGUUCUACGAGGGCCUGCGCGCGCGACUCGGACGCGUCGCCGACGACCUGCCGCCGCCGCCGAGCAAGGGAACCCUCGACAUCAACGAAGUGCUGCACAGCGACUAUUUCUUCCACUAG
Molecule: messenger RNA, 6099 nt
Organism: Neospora caninum
Lineage: Eukaryota; Apicomplexa; Conoidasida; Eucoccidiorida; Sarcocystidae
Product: DNA-directed RNA polymerase,related
Exons: 3
Coding region: 1-6099 (2032 amino acids)
Biological process (GO): mitochondrial transcription
Cellular component (GO): mitochondrial DNA-directed RNA polymerase complex
Molecular function (GO): DNA binding; DNA-directed RNA polymerase activity
Source: RefSeq, a predicted model, not a curated record